UAAAACUCUAGGAAAAACUUUGGCUAGUCUCAGCUCAGCUACGUCCCACAAAAUGGCAGCCGCCAUGGAGGAAUUCGAACAUCAAUUUGCUGCAGUUUCUGCAGAAAUUACAUCAAAAAUCAACAAAAUUCCAAUUCUCAGUGGAAAUGACAAGAAACAAUUGGCAAGUUCAGCUGAAAAGCAGGUUGAUGAGGCUCACGAAUUGCUGGAGCAGAUGAACAUUGAAAUUCGCAACAUUCCGUCCGCAGAACGCCAAAAGUUCACCACCAGGUUAAAAAGCUACCAGACUGAGCUGAAUCGGCUAGAGAAAGAUCUUAGACGAUCCAAGGUUUCAUCAAGAGACGAUGGAGCAAGAGAAGAAUUGCUUGGUCUGGAUGAUUAUCGCAAUUCAGAAGAUCAAAAAACAAGACUAUUAGACAACACAGAGAGACUGGACAGGACAUCAAGGAAAUUAGAUGCUGGCUACAGAAUGACAAUAGAGACGGAACAACUUGGGCAAGAUAUCGUGGAUAACUUGCAUAGAGACAGAGAAAAAAUUGACAGAUCAAGAAAUAGAUUACGGGACAUGGACUCCAACGUCGGCCAAAGCUCAAGAGUACUCAGUGCAAUGAUGCGAUCCUUCAAAAUCGACUAAUCAUGCUGUUCCUAGGCCUGAUCAUCUUAAGCGUCAUUAUCCUGGCCAUCUACUUCAUCGCAAAGAAAUGAUAACGGCUUCUCCUAGGUUACCCUGCUCAUUCCUGCCUUUGAGAAGCAAACAGAGACGUACAAGAAACGUCGAGGGUAGUAGACGUGGUGGCCGAGGUUUGCAUUCCAAUCCAUCCCUAGGUAGCCGGUUGGUAGUAUUGUGCAUUAAACGGUUUUAGAGUCAGAACUCUGUAGGCAAAGUAUUUUCCUAGCUAGCAUGGGAAGGUAACAUGUCCAUUUGUUCACAUAAUCAACAUGUAUCAGCAUUUCAUGAUAGACACGUUACGAUAUGUGCAAGGCAAUGAACUUUGAUUGAAUAAAAUCGAGCCUUCCUCUCUAGUUUUUGGCAAUCAGAUGUGAUUCAUUAAAAUAGUUAAUUAGGACCAUGCACUUUAGCAUUUCGAGGCUUAAGGCUUUAGGAAUUGGAGUCAAGUGCCAAAUCUAAGUCUGUGUUUGCAAAAGGCUAGGUUAAGGUUUAGGAUUAGGUUUGGUCUAGGGUUAAAGUUAAUAAUGCAGUUAGUCUAGGAUAUCGAGCUAUUGACCAUAAAAUACUGGAACAUGUGUUGUAAAACACAAAAUAUAUGUGAAAUGGUAAUUACUGGAAAUGUUCAUGUUUUGUGUACGUCUAGGUGGGAUGUGUAAAUACAGAAGGGUAUGAGAAUAUUUAUUUGACAGCAUUAUAAAGGUUAAUGGCCAAUUAAAUCCAUGUAAUCACUUCAUUGUUAUGGAAGCAGAAAAGUAAGAGAAACAGAGAGGCGAAAGUUUGAAAUAUAUCAAGCCAAUAAUAAGGGAGUUAUGAAUGUUUGAAAAAUGAAAUCAUUAAAUCCAUGCCAAUCUAAAAUUAGCAAUAUGGUCAGUGGAUUGUGACGUAGACAUCGGAUAGCUCUCCCAUUUGUCCAGUACAAAAUAAAAUUAUCAUUAAUUUAUCUUUUUCUCCUAAGUACAUUCUCCUUUUGGGCACUACUCAAAAUUGUUUACGGGUAGCACAUUAUUAUAGGUCCUCUCAAAAACAACAAGGCCAUCCAAUUCCUGAAUAAAUUUUGAUUGUUUACGUGUGUUAACAUAAAUGGGAAAGUAGUCUGGCACUUCAUCACAGUGACAUUACUCAAGUGCUCAUACGUGCAGUGAUUACAACUUUCAAAAAUUCAUGAAUUUCUUAUCUUUUGUCAGAUUUAAUUCAAACUGUCACCAGUCUGCUUCUGUAAUUGUUUUGCUUUGUGUUGGAGUAAAUGUCUGUUAAGGUUGGAUUUCCUUACAACAGUUAGUUCAACUUUGAUAUAAAUGUCUUCUUUAAAAAAAAUGGAAAAUUAAAAAAAAAAGGAUGUAUAGCAGGAGGUUUAAAGAACAAAUUAUACUAUAACACCUUUUCACUAGGAAAACACUCACAAAUUGCCAAAACUCAAUCUCUGUAAUUGAUGUAAUGAAAUUUCUGCGAGGCAGAAAUAAGCCAGAGCUAUUAAAUUGAAUAUGUGAAUACCUUUGUUGCAUGCAGUUGCAUUCAUUUUCAUCAAAAAAACACAGCUGCGUUGUUUUAUUUUGCGGCAGUUUACUGUAUCGACCCUUAGUCGCAUUUGAGAAGAUGAAUGUUUACAUAUGUACAGAUAUUUAUUAUGGCUACCAGCCAUGUAAUGAAACGUCCUUUCUUCUGUCUUAGACAUAUAUUGUAUCAUGUGUUGAGAGCCAGAAGGGUGUUAACAGUCUCCAAAUGUGCAUGACUUGACACCCUAUAAUAAGCUUUGAGUGGUGGAUGUUAUGUAUAUAGCCAAUGUUGUUGUGCUAAGAGUAGGUCAUCUGCAAUCUUGCAUGUAUACGUUUUGUUUAUUUUUAUCGAGUUUUUGUUGACACAGCACUGACUGAAUGUGUGAUGCAAUAGCCAAGUUUGUAAAGUAUAUGCAUAGUAUGAUUGAUUGUAUUGUAUCCUCAUGGAUCUGUUGGAAUAACUACUAUUUUCACCAGGAAGAAAGGUCCUGUUUAGCAUUUCUCACUAAGAUGCAAUUAUUAUUGAGUCACAGUGUUAGCCUAGAAUAUUGUUUUUACUUUCACUGAAUCUUUUGUUUGCCCUCCAAUUUUCCAAACAGUAUAUCUAGUUCAUGUUAUGUGCUUGCUAAAUGCAUUGAUCAUUGCUUUUCGUGUUAUAACUGAUUUGGCAUGAGGUGUAACAUUAUGAGGAAACAAUAGAUUGUUUAUUCCUCAAGGAUGUAAUAUUAGUUGUACGUAAUACAGUUUUCAAAGGCAUUAAAACUUGUGUAGCAUUGAGGAGAGUUGAAUCUAAAAUUCAUUGGGCUUAAGAAUUUUACUUUUGUUCUGCAAGAUGCAAACUUUGCAAUCUGCGAAAUAUAUGGUAUUAUAGGCCCACUGUAUUCGUCCUCCGACACUUCUUUUCUAGUCUUCACAUUUGUCCUUUCCUUAUCUUCUUUGAUGAAAAAAAAUGAAAUCAAAGUUUAAUCCACGAAUACCCCGACAUGUAACAUUUUUCUUGGAUAAGUGAUUUUAUUAUUGUAUAUAGUUUGUAUGUAAUGUAAGGUUAUUCAAUGUGUAUAUUGUGUAUAUUUGUCACAUAUAGAAGAGUAUAUAUAUUAUGAAAAUAAUGGUGAAUAAAAAAGGAAAAAAAAAAAA
This is a messenger RNA of Strongylocentrotus purpuratus (purple sea urchin), 3300 nucleotides long. RefSeq names its product vesicle transport through interaction with t-SNAREs homolog 1A. Gene Ontology annotation, molecular function: SNARE binding; SNAP receptor activity. Bases 53 to 634 code for a protein of 193 amino acids. Gene Ontology annotation, biological process: vesicle fusion with Golgi apparatus; macroautophagy; Golgi to vacuole transport. The transcript has 8 exons. NCBI's taxonomy places the organism in Eukaryota, Metazoa, Echinodermata, Echinoidea, Camarodonta, Strongylocentrotidae. Gene Ontology annotation, cellular component: late endosome membrane; SNARE complex; endoplasmic reticulum membrane. The record is from RefSeq and is a predicted model, not a curated record.